CUACUGAGCCAUUUCCCCAGCCCGUAAACUAUUAUUAAUAUACUUUUCUAAAGUCUUUAGGAUUGAGAAAAUAUGUAUUUCCAGAUAUGGAUAACACGAUAGUAAGGCAUAAACAGAUAAAUGGAGGACCGCUUGAUUUCCUAGAAAAGAGUUGUCCCAGAACAGGCCCAGGAGGAGCUGCUGCCUUCCCCCUCCCUCAGCUCUCAAAAAAAUUUUCCAUGUCCCUAGUUUUCAUUAAAUACUACUCUCCUUCUGUCCUUGUCAUUUGACUGUGGAGCAGUUGAUUAAAAUGUUUUAGCAGAAAUAACACCAAAUUCACAAGAAUACAAACCUGCCAAUUUUUUUUUAAUGGUCGCUUCUGCUUCCCUUACUGGUUGUCUGGCCCUGUGGCUCCAGUUGCUUAAGACGUGUAAGUUGAACUUGUGGCCUGCUGGUAAAAGCAUAGAUGACAGAGAAUAAUUUGGGGGGGCUUGCCCUUUUGUGACUUGGGUUCGCCCCCCACCCUGUAGUCUUAUUAAGGGGAAGCCACCUGAAUCUUCAUUCCCACUGGGUACACUUGCCAGUGGACGGUGCAAGGACCUCACACCUUGAUCCCAGGCAACGCUAACUAGUGAUUUAGAAAUCCUAAGGCGGAAGCCACAGUACGCGCGAAAUUCAUUUCUUAUCAUCUCAAAAAGAGGAACAAUGACUUCUCGUAAUUAAUUUCCAUAUUUCAAUCCUUUACCAUGAAAACUAUUAUUAAUAUACUUUUCACUUUUAUUGAGCUUUUUCACUUUUAUUAUUCAUUUCAGAUGAUUGUUUUAAUACCAGACAUACAUUUACACAGCAUUACCCAAUUCAUAUCGUACAGAUCUCCGUUCGACGGUCUACUUAGCACUCAACAGCACCGCAACAUCGAUAUAUAAGUCUAAACUACGCGUAUACAUUUCCAGAGUAGCCAGCCCCUAAAACAACAGGUGAAAAUUCACAAAUUACCUCGAGCCGCCCCCACCCCCUCGUUCCAAGUCCUCCCCUUUAACCCGGAGGGCGGGGGGUGCGGUCUCCUAGGAGACCACGCGCCCGGCCUCCCGCGCAUGCGCAGAGAUCGGGUCUGGCUGAUGCAACCUUCCGCGUGCCGAGCCGCUCCGCCGAGAGUAAGGAAGCCGACGGGGACAUCCGGCAGACCAAUCAGCCGCCGCGCGGAAGUGUGAGGAAAAACCCGCCCCCGGGGUUUUGAGAAAUAUGUUGGGUUACGCCCGGCUGGUGGCGUAGUCUCCGGCCGCCCUUCGUCUCAUCCGGUAGCUCUAAGUUGUCCAUCCCCGCCGUCCGCUCUGCGGCCAUUUUGGGCUUCGCUUCUACCUUGGCUUCCCCGUCUACCCAGCCUUCGCGGCGGCGCGCUCCUUCGGGCCUCGUAACGGUCGGUAUCCCUGGGAAAGUGGCCGCCGCCGCCUCGGGAGGGCUCCCAUAAAUGUUGGAGAGGUCUCGCGCGGACUAGGACGCCUCCUCCUCCUCCUCCUCCUCCAGGAUGGCUCUCGCCUCCGCGGUCGCCUCCUGUGCUAAUCUCUCGGUGCUGUGGUCUGCCGCUCGGUGCCGACGCCGCUGCCGUGUGUGGCUCUCCCGCGGGCGCAGGAAUCUGCCUCGAGCCCCGACCCCGCCGCUGGGCAAGGCCAAGGCUGUGUAGGCCCCCCUCUCGGAGUCGCAUCUGAGAGACUAGUAGCCGGAGAUGGAGCCGGGGACGCGGAGUUCCCGGAAAGGCGCCGCCCGGCGGGCGGGCUGGUUCCUGCUGCCUUCCUUCCCUGGGCCGUCGCGAGCGGGCGCUUCCAAGUUGCAGACGCCUGUCCCGGAGAACACUGGGGCCCCCACACUGCGUUCUUCUGCCCGGCCCGAGGCUCGGAUCAGCUCCUGGACGAAGUUCCUUUCGCAGCUCCUCGCCCCGCUCCCUAGCUUGCUCCAGAAGCUGCUGAUGUGGGGCCAGCUUUUCGGUGGCUUGAUUCCGACCAGAUGGCUCGAUUUCGCCGGAGGCUACAGCCUCUUGAGAGCCUUGAAGGGACGCGAGGAAGCGGCCGCCCCCAGUGCGCAGAAAAAGUCCGUGAGCUUGCAGCAGCUGCAGCCCGACCUUUUGGACAGCUCAGUUCCCAGUCCCCUUGAUUGGCAAGAGAAGGGGGACCCGUGGCAGUGUGCGUCCUCUGACCUAGGGUUGGGGCUCAAAGCCGAGGGCAGAGCUUUGAACCCUUCAACCCAUGCUUUUCUCAUGGGGCAGCAGCUGUGGGGCAUGGAGCUGCUGCAUAGAGGCCUUCAAGCCCAUCUGUUCAGUAACCGAGAAGGUGGCUCUGGCCCUCCUGGCCUUCUAAACGUUCAGCGCUUGGACAGUUUCAGCGUUGUUUCCUAUUUGCUGCACCCCUCCUACCUGGACUGCCUUACAGGGCUAGAGUUCAGCUGUGAGAACCGCCCUGGACGGGGCGAGCUAGUUGGUGUCCAGACACUAACUCCAGAGAACAGCUGCCUUUCAGAAGACCAUUAUCAUUCCCAGGCACUGCCUGCAGAAUUCUCUGCAACUUCCUGGCAGGGAUAUCCACCUCUUUCCGGAGGAGGCCUCCCCGAAAUCCACCAUGUUCGUAUGAAACGGCUGGAAUUCCUUCAGCAGACUGGCAAGGGACAAGAAUUACCUACACCUGACCAAGACAAUGGCUACCACAGCCUGGAGGAGGAACACGGUCUUCUCCGGGCAGAUGUGCAACACAGUGCAGGUACCACAACACAUUCUGUUCCUCUUACUGGAGCAGUGCCAGCAGGCAACCAUGAGUCUGGUGAGGAAAAAAGAGAGCUGUUGACCGAGGAGGUUCUACUUGGUCUGGAAAAAAGAGCCCCUUUGGAAAGCUUUUCAUGUGUUGAGGUAGCUGUGGAAGAACAGCCUGGGCAGGACCAAGUCAGUGUAGCCGACUCCUCUGACAUAGAAGAUGACCUUCCCCUUUCUGUCAGACCCGCUUGCGGUAACAAGCUGAUCGAUUACAUUUUGGGAGGUGCAUCCAGCGACCUGGAAACAAGUUCGGAUUCGGAAGGUGAAGGUUGGGAUGAGGAAGAUGAAGAUGCUGGUUUUGAUAGUGACGGCUCACUGUCAGAGUCUGACCUGGAGCAGGACUCUGAAGAACUCCACCUUUGGAAUUCCUUCUACAGUGGAGAUCCUUAUAAUCCCCAAAACUUUACAGCAACAAUUCAGACAGCUCCCAGAACUGUUCCUGGAGAACCUUCUGAUUCAGGGAAGGAUUUGUCUGACAAGUCAGAUCUAGAGAAUUCUCCCCAGGCUGAAAUCUUUCCUGAGACCCAUGAUUCUAAUUCUGAGGAGGAAGAUGACUGGGAAUCCAGUGCAGAUGAGGCAGAGAGUCUCAAGCUGUGGAACUCUUUCUGUAAUUCUGAUGACCCAUACAACCUUUUAAAUUUUACAGCUCCCUUUCAGACAUCAGGAAAAGAUUUGAAAGCCUGUCUUGACUCAAAAAGACCACCUGAGUCCUUGGUGGCCAUUUCUGAGUGUCACAACUUACUUUCUUGUAAGGUGCAACUGUUAGGACGCCAAGAAGAUGAAUGUCCAAAUUUGCUACAGCAUGAAAUUGUAGAAAAACACAUGUGUAUCAAAAGAAAAAAGGUAACCUUUGUUGAAGAAGUUACUGAGUAUUAUGUAAGUGGUGAUGAGGAUCGCAAAGGACCAUGGGAAGAAUUGGCAAGGGAUGCAUGCAGGUUCCGGAAACGAAUUCAAGAAACAGAAGAUGCUAUUGGAUAUUGCUUGACUUUUGAGUAUAGAGAAAGAAUGUUUAAUAGACUUCAGAACAUAUGCAUCAAAGAAUUUAAUGUUGUCCAGCAAUGUUGAGUUGACAGUGUGUUGCCCCUAGCAUACACUACCUCUUUCUUUAGAGGUUUCUUCUUAAAAAGAAUUAUUGGAGGCUGGGGAUGUGGUUCAGCAGCACAGCACCUGGCUGGCAAGCACGAGGUCCUAAAUUUGAUUCCCAGUACCAAAAGAAAGAAUAUUUGUAGCUGUUGUUUGUUUUUUGUUUUGUUUUGUCUUUUAAAUUAGAGGAAAUUUAACUUAAUCCAAUGACCUCUGAUUUAGUAUUUUUUUUUGGUAACAUUUCCUAUAUAGAAACUAGGUUUGAAGCCAGCCCUGACAAUGAAGGAUAUAUGACUUUUAAUCUUUUCUUAUUUUAUUUUUAGUUAUUUAGAUGUGGUUUUAAAUGUCCUUUCCUUCCUUGAGAUAGAAGGGGACCUUUUGAGUUGUUAAUUUUGCACUUUCAAAACUUGUUUUCUUGGGAACAAUAUUUAUAGGGCUUAAGUCCCAUUUUCAGUUCUAAUUUAAAUCAUGUAUGUUUUUGUAAAAGCUUUGGCUCCCCUUUCUCCAACAUUCUGAAAUUAGUGGCCUUUUAGGUUUUUCUGUAUAUUUUUCUAUUUCAGUGAUUUAGCCUGUCCACCUUAAGGCUAAAAAUAUAACCAGGUAUAUGGUUAUACAUUUAAAGAACAUUAUCUUGUGUCACUUUUAAGAUUGAUUUUUUUGAAAGUAUAUGGUGAAUUUCUUUUUUUACAUUAAUUUCUACUUACAUUUCCAAGGGCUGCCACAACAUACUCACGUGCAGUACUCUUCUGCAAGUUGGGGGAAACUGCCUCUUUCUGCCAAAUUUUAAAUAUCAGAUAUUUUUGAUUUCUGUUCUUUGGAGAGCGUUUUGAAUAUGUUUUAGUUCCUGAGUGAGUGUACUUUUUGUUAACAUUAAAUGGAUAGAAAUUGUAAAACACUCUGGAAAAGUUAAUAAUUGUAUCAUAGGCAUUUGGUUUUUAAACUCAAAAGCAUAGAAUUCUCUAAAAGGAAGAUAAGAGACAUGUCAAUAAUUGGGUUUUGUUCUAUGUGUUCAACAGUCACCAGUGUUAUUAAUAUGCCUCAGCACUGUCACUUUUAAAACCUGUGUCAGGGUGACAUUGUAAACGUGGAACUGGGCAGUUCUGGAUUCUUAAGUUUGAAAUGUAAAAUACUAAUUUCAGUUAAUGUUCAGGUUUAUUGUGCUCUACUAUUUUAAUAACGAGAGAAGACAUGACAAGGUUCAUACUUUCAGAAAAGGGGAAACUAUAGAUUUAACAGUUAGAAGGUCUUAAUAUCUUUAGCCCAAAUUUAAAGUCUUAGCAUUGACUGCUUGUGGUUGGUUUAUGUAGUUAGAUUUCACAUGUUGCGUAUCUGUUAGGUUGAAGGGAUGUUAGCCAACUCUUGAAUGGUCUGUUUUUCCUCCAGGUGUCUCCUGCCACAGGCAGUGGAAAGCGUUAGAGUACGUGACCACUUAGUUUUGUACCUAGUAGUGUGAGGAUGUAUUUUUCAUCCAAUGUGCUGGUGGGUUACUACCUCAGUUUAUAACCUACCUGGUCAUUAUUUUAUUUGGCCCACUUUAAGAACUGCCUCCACUGUUAGGUAUAUUUGUUGGUACACCGAGAGUGCAGUACCAUAACAAUUGGCCAGAUUUUUGAAGAGCCCUUAUUCUGUGUGUUUUGUGCACCUCCAUUUCAGUCCUGUGUGAGACUGCCCUUGCAGGGUGGUUUAAUAGUAUAGGAGCAGUCUGGUUCCCAGCUGCAGCUGCGUCAGUUGCAAAGCAGGUGCCAUUUGCCUUGUAAAAAGCUGUGAGACAGUGCAGAGGCAUUCUUUUUUAAACCAACCAGAAGCAUACUGCUUUGUUUGAGACUUAGCUUGUAUUUUGUGUUUCUGAAAUCCAGCACUUCUACAUAUUGGAAAAUAAUAGGGCAGCUUACAUUCAAUGGUCUUUGGAAAAUUGUUACAUUGGGAAUCCACCGUUACCACCUAAUGAGUAAAACCUUGAUUAGGAAUUCUUCCCUAUAUACCACUUUCCUUUAGAAGUGAUCAGACAGUGAUGAAAAGGGCAGAAGGGAUUUUUGUAUAAUGGGUCUGAAAGGGAGAAAAUUUAUGUCACUGUCAUCCCAACUCCAAAUGUUCAAGUGAUAUCCACCCCUCAGCCCACAGCCUCUGCCAGUCUUUAGAAGAAAAUCCUGAGAGGUUUUAAGUAAAUGCUUUAUAUAAUAAAGUCUUGUAAUGGUGCUUUAAGUGUCAAUGUAGCACGGGAAAGGGAUUGUACAGACAGGUGAAAUUUACAUUUCUAGUGAUGAAAUGUGAUAACACCUUCUCCUCUGUAACUUGAAAUCAAAACUACCAGAUUUUAUUUUUUAUAAUUUAAGGAAGGUGAAGUUAGGGUUCUAGAAACUUUAAAUUAGCCUCUUUACACCAGUUCAUUGGUAUUUUAUAGCUCAAAUUCUAUUUGUGUAUAUAACUUAACUAAUCUGUAAAUUGUAAUAAAUAUAUUUGCAAUUAUUAAAUGUUACAUGAUAUUUUGUUCAAGUUUAUGUUUUAUAGUAUUUUACAUUGGCUUUGGAAUUACCAGGCAAAGAUUUCAGGGUUAACUAAUUUUUGUAGGAGCACUAUGGAGUGCUAGACAGAUUCAGUGACAUAUAAAUUGUAUCUUAGCUAAUGAGGGAAGGAUGAAAAAGAGAUAAAAAUACAUUGCAAAUCACAUUUUAGUAAUAAAAAGGGGUUGGUUCUUCGAGUAUGGAAGUCUCUUCCUGGAGAUGA
Octodon degus (degu) is the source of this 6583-nucleotide messenger RNA. RefSeq names its product protein phosphatase 1 regulatory subunit 15B (gene Ppp1r15b). Gene Ontology annotation, cellular component: endoplasmic reticulum; protein phosphatase type 1 complex. Bases 1703 to 3841 code for a protein of 712 amino acids. Gene Ontology annotation, biological process: response to endoplasmic reticulum stress. Gene Ontology annotation, molecular function: protein phosphatase regulator activity. Lineage: Eukaryota; Metazoa; Chordata; Mammalia; Rodentia; Octodontidae. The record is from RefSeq and is a predicted model, not a curated record. The transcript is spliced from 2 exons.